Amoebophrya sp. A25 is the source of this 918-nucleotide messenger RNA. The record is from the annotation of a GenBank genome assembly. Lineage: Eukaryota; Dinophyceae; Syndiniales; Amoebophryaceae.
AUCCUUCAUUCUCAUUCAAUUGGCACAGCUUUUUUUUUUGGCUUUCUCUCUCUCAAGACAAGUUUUUUGAUCUUUUGUUUUGGAACUCGUGUUAGAAGCAAGCUUUGGUAUCUAAGUUCUUAGUUAUGAUUAUUGAUCAGGAGGAUCCCUGAUUAAGUAUAUAAAAAAUAUUUAUUAUAAUUGUACAACAUCUUCUUGUUGUGCAUCGAAGAUCCUGAGUCAAAAGAAAGAUGUUACUCGCAUUGAAGCAGUUCUUGGCUGUGAAGGUCGUUUCCGGGAGUUCGUUGCUCCUCGCGGGAAAGCAUGCGACUGUUUCGAAGACGAACGGAGAAAAGGUUGCCACCUCUCAAGAGCAAGAAGGGGAAGGCCCUUCAUCUCUGUCAGCACAGUUAAGGUUCCCCGCGUUGCAGCCAGAACGAAUAGGAAUUGAGAGUGCGCAAGAGUUAAAGCGGAAGAUCUUGACUGCACGCGAACGGCUCCAACAUCACAACACAAUAGACGCGACACCAAUAGACGCGGUCGCGGCUUGGGUUUCGCGUAGAUUUACAGACGUUCCUUCCGCGGUUCACGGAGACAAGAAGCUAGAUCGCGAACUGGAAGAGGAAAUCCGGAAUAUGCCUCGAAACGUUUUCAAACAGAGCAGCAUGGAGGGGAGCUGUGGCGCACGAGCUGCGUUCAUCGCUCACCAAUACCUCUCCGGGCAAGUAGAUGAAGUCGAAGAAUUCUACAGGCACGGCUUGGUCAACUUCCUCUCGAACGCGAGUACGUAUCCCUCGCAAGUCUCAAAGUACAGAGGUACAGCUUCCUCGGCUACCUCCACUUCGACAACAACUACAACUUCUUCUUCUCCUUCUCUGUUGAUGCGGAUGAGUCCUGCUCCUUUUUUAGAGUCGUUCCGUUCGUCUUCGACUCCUAAGG